Messenger RNA from Pelobates fuscus (common spadefoot toad), 996 nucleotides. RefSeq names its product olfactory receptor 5V1-like. Gene Ontology annotation, cellular component: membrane. NCBI's taxonomy places the organism in Eukaryota, Metazoa, Chordata, Amphibia, Anura, Pelobatidae. Gene Ontology annotation, biological process: G protein-coupled receptor signaling pathway. The transcript has a single exon. The record is from RefSeq and is a predicted model, not a curated record. The coding region runs from base 19 to 966 and encodes 315 amino acids. Gene Ontology annotation, molecular function: G protein-coupled receptor activity; olfactory receptor activity; odorant binding.
UAUUAAAAAGAAUUAUCCAUGAAAAACCAGACAUUUGACUUAAAGUUCCAUAUUCUAGGAUUUUCUACAUCUCAGGGAAAGCAAACUUUGCGAUUCAUAUUAUUUUUCUUCAUCUAUCUAACUGGCGUAGUUGGUAAUGUAAUUAUAAUUUCAGUUACCUAUUUAAAAGUACAGUUACACACACCCAUGUACUUAUUUCUUAGUAAUCUGUCCUUUGUAGAUAUAUGUUAUACUUCCGUCACUCUGCCAAAACUGAUGAACAUUUUCCUAACUGGAAACAAUGAAAUCUCAUUCACACCAUGCUUUACCCAGCUACACUUCUUUACAACGAUGGGUUGUACGGAAGUUGUGUUACUGACAUCCAUGGCAUAUGAUCGUUAUGUUGCCAUCUGUAAUCCUUUAAGGUACUCUUUGGUAAUGAGUAAUAGUAGAUGUCUUCAACUCAUAUUGGGCAGCUGGGCAUUUGGAUUUAUUAAUUCCCUUCUUUUUACAGUGUUUGCAUCUCAGUUAUCAUUUUGCGGAAGUAAACAAAUUCAGCAACUAUUUUGUGACAUUAAGUCAUUGCUAAAAAUUUCCUGCAGUGACACUAGAAAGUUUCAAAUUAUAGUGUAUUUGGAGGUAUUGUUCGCUGGACUUUGUCCCUUUGUCCUCAGCUUGACAUCCUACAUAAAAAUAAUAUCAGGCAUUUUAAAAAUCCAAACCACUGAAGGAAGAAGAAAAUCCUUUUCUACCUGCACGUCUCACCUUACUGUCCUUCUUACAUUUUAUGGAACUAUCUUCUGCAUGUAUAUAAGGCCUCCGUCAGAACACUCUGAACAACUUGACCAGUUUUUUUCAGUACUUUAUGUGGCGGUAACUCCCAUGUUAAACCCCUUGAUCUACAGUCUAAGAAAUCAAGAUGUGAAGAAAGCUUUAAAGGGAAUUAUUUAUUUCAAAAAUAAGCAAAUUAAAUGGUUUUUUGCAUGAAUGAUUAUUAAGUUAGUCCACAAACAAAAU